AUGUACAGAAAUUUAUAUGAUACAGACAAUAUUAUUUAUUCUCCUGAAGGUAGAUUAUAUCAAAUAGAAUAUGCAAAUGAAGCUAUAAAACAAGGAACUUGCGCUGUAGCAAUAAAAUCAAAAGAUUUUGUGGUAGUUUGUGGAUUAAAAAAAUGUAUUAGUAAAUUAUCAUAUCAUCAAGAAAAAUUAUUUAAAAUUGAUGAUUAUAUAGGAGUAACAAUGAGCGGAAUAACUUCUGAUGCAAAAGUUUUAACAAAAUUUAUGAGAAAUGAAUGUUUAACUCAUAAAUUUUUAUAUGAUGAAAAUAUAAAUAUAGAAAAAUUAGUGAAAAAAGUGGCUGAUAAAUAUCAAAGAAAUACACAAAAAAGUAGUAGAAGAGCUUUUGGAGUAGGCUUAAUAAUAGCAGGAUAUGAUAAGGAACCUUUUAUUUUUGAAACAAAACCAAAUGGAUCCUACUUUGAGUAUAUUGCUAUAUCUUUUGGUGCUAGAUCACAUGCAUCUAAAACUUAUUUAGAAAAAAAUGUCCAUUUAUUUGAAGAAUCUAACUUAGACGAUUUAAUUUUACAUUGUUUAAAGGCAUUAAAAUCUUCUCUUUCCAGUGAGAAUGAAUUGACUGUUGAUAAUACUUCACUUGCAAUUGUUGGUAAAGAUAAACCAUGGGAUGAAAUUUCACCUUUAGAACUAGUUUCAUAUCUUACUAAAAUAAAUAAUGAAGCACAAAAUGAACAAAAUCAGACAGGUGAUCAAAAUGAAACAAGUCAAUCUAAUGAUCAAAACCAAAAGAAUGAGCAAGUUGAAUAG
Plasmodium gallinaceum is the source of this 801-nucleotide messenger RNA. RefSeq names its product proteasome subunit alpha type-1, putative. Lineage: Eukaryota; Apicomplexa; Aconoidasida; Haemosporida; Plasmodiidae. Gene Ontology annotation, biological process: ubiquitin-dependent protein catabolic process. Gene Ontology annotation, cellular component: proteasome core complex, alpha-subunit complex; proteasome core complex. The record is from RefSeq and is a predicted model, not a curated record. The transcript is spliced from 3 exons. Bases 1 to 801 code for a protein of 266 amino acids.